Molecule: messenger RNA, 1074 nt
Organism: Aspergillus niger
Lineage: Eukaryota; Fungi; Ascomycota; Eurotiomycetes; Eurotiales; Aspergillaceae
Exons: 2
Coding region: 1-1074 (357 amino acids)
Biological process (GO): protein histidyl modification to diphthamide
Cellular component (GO): mitochondrion
Molecular function (GO): maleylacetate reductase activity; metal ion binding; alcohol dehydrogenase (NAD+) activity
Source: RefSeq, a predicted model, not a curated record
AUGGACUCCUUCGAAUACAACGCCAACCCCGGCCGAGUCAUCUUCGGCAGCGGCACAUUGAAGAAGCUCCCCGAUGAGCUCGCCCGCCAGAACCUCAAAGCACCUCUCCUCCUCUCGACCCCGCAGCAAGUCUCCCAAGCCGAGAAUGUCAAAACCGUCCUGAACGGCCAAGUGGCCGGCAUCUUCACCGAAGCUACCAUGCACACUCCCACUCACAUCACCGACAAGGCAUUGGAAUACGCAAAAGCCCAAAGUGCCGACUGCGUCGUCUCCAUCGGCGGUGGUAGCACCAUCGGCCUAGGAAAGGCCAUCAGCAUCCGCACCGGCCUGCCGCACAUCUGUAUCCCGACCACCUAUGCGGGCAGUGAGAUGACCCCCAUUCUGGGUGAAACGGCAGACGGAUUGAAGAAGACGCGCUCCGACCCGAAGAUCCUCCCGGGGACUGUGAUCUACGAUGUGGACCUGACUAUGACCUUGCCGGUGGCCAUGAGUGCGACGAGCGGUGUCAAUGCCAUCGCGCAUGCGGUGGAAGCUCUCUACGCGCGCAACACCAACCCCGUGAUCAACCUAAUGGCCCUGGAAGGCACACGCGCCCUCGCCUCCUCCCUCCCCGAAAUUGUCCAGAACCCCAGCUCCCCCUCCGCGCGCUCCUCCGCCCAAUACGGUGCCUGGCUCUGCGGUACCUGUCUCGGCAGCGUAGGCAUGUCCAUCCACCACAAGCUCUGCCACACCCUCGGCGGAAGCUUCAACCUGCCCCAUGCAGAGACGCACACGGCGGUGCUCCCGCACGCUAUCUCCUACAAUGCGCCGAAGAUCCCCGAGGCCAUGAAGAAGUUGGCCGAGGCGCUGCCGGAGAGUAACGGGGAUGCGAUCCACGGGCUGAAUGUCCUGUUGGAGAAGUUGCAGGUUAAGCGUGGAUUGAAGGACUUUGGUAUGAAGGAGGAGGAUAUUGAUAAGGCGGCGGAUAUUGCGGUUAGUAACCCGUACUGGAACCCUAGGGAGAUCCAGCGUGAGCCGAUCCGGGAAUUGAUUCGAAGGGUGUGGGCUGGGGAGCCGGCGAGGGCGGAUUUGUAG